Messenger RNA from Gymnodraco acuticeps, 509 nucleotides. RefSeq names its product ATP synthase peripheral stalk subunit F6 (gene atp5pf). The record is from RefSeq and is a predicted model, not a curated record. Gene Ontology annotation, biological process: proton motive force-driven ATP synthesis. Lineage: Eukaryota; Metazoa; Chordata; Actinopteri; Perciformes; Bathydraconidae. Gene Ontology annotation, molecular function: proton transmembrane transporter activity. Bases 115 to 438 code for a protein of 107 amino acids. The transcript is spliced from 4 exons.
GCGCAGUGCUGCGCAAACAAGGCGCCUUUCUGACGUCCUCGAGCGCCACACGACCUCCCACAAUCCACCGCGGUCUACCACAUUCGGAUAUACUACUCUAGUGUCAAAUCCAAGAUGGCACUUCACAGAUUGUUCCAGCUGUCCUCCAUGCUGCGCUCCUCCGUGAACCUGACGCUGCGCAGGAACAUCGGCCUCUCUGCUGUGGUCUUCAACCGGGCCAAGGACCUCGACCCAAUCCAGAAACUGUUCCUGGACAAGAUCCGGUCCUACAAAACCAAGAGCCGGGCGUCUGGUGGGGUUGUGGACGGAGAUGCCUCCUACGAUAAGAACGUGUCCGAUGAGAUUUUCAAACUGCAGAGGCUUUAUGGCGGAGGGGACCUCGACAAGUUCCCUGAAUUAAAAUUCACAGACCCCAUGUACGAUGAAGUGGCCAAGUGAAUGCUGUCCAUGUUGUGUACCUUCUACAUGUCACAAAUAUGUUGUAUUUAAUAAAAAGAUAUUGGAUUGAA